CGCACACACACAAACACACAAAAAAAAAAAUGCUGUGGAAAGCGGCGCUGACGCGGCGCAUUAGCCGCAUGGUCUUCAAGUGUCGACUGAGUUUGACGAGUCCCGCUAGGACGACGCCAACAACGACGCGAAAUUCAUUCGGCAAAGGCAAUGGUAAACGAACAUCGUCGGGAUCCUCGGGCGCUACAUCAGCCGUGAGGGCGGACAACGCCUACUUGCUGGCCGUCUUUUUCGUCUUCUUCCUUCUGGUGAUGAUCGUGACUCAAGUGAUGGUGAUGCGCAGCGAAUUGUCCAGCAGCACGGCCGGUAAAUCUCACCCUCGCUCCUUUCGGCCACUGUCGGCGCUGUCACAGUUGCCGUCGUCGUCGUCGACGUCGACAUCUUCGUUGUCCUCCAAACGCCAUGAAUUGAAACGUCCGGUGGGGCCGUUCCGCUUCGGCCGCCAACCUGCGCCUUUUGGCCGGGUACUGGCAGCCGAUCACGCUGACCCGACUGCCGUCGUCGGCGACACGAACGCUUCUGCUGGCGGCCCGCUGGCCCGUGGUCCAGCUAAUCUAAUUCAUGAAACUUCCAAUACUUUGACUGCAGGCGAGUGGCUCAAGCGCCUUCCGCAGGAGCAAAGUCGAGACGCUUGGGUCAGCCAACUUUGGUUUUGCUUCCAGGGACGUUCGGUCUGUCCGUGGCAGCCGGUGGCUGGACGCGAAAAGUGUUUUGUCUAUUCGGCCUACCUGGACGACACGGUCAGCAACAAUCCUGGCGCUGGAACGGUACGUGUCAUUGGGGUGGCCAAGACAAAAAAACCGGACCGUCUUUGGUGCCAAUUCGGAUGGGCGACCAACGGCACCGCAAACUGGACCGCAGUUCCGGCUCAAAUUAAAACAAUACGCGAGCACUGGAACUUGCGCUAUAGCGCUGUCUUCAUCCUGUGUCCAUUGUCUUCGAAAAAUUGGCCAGUCAAUUAUUCCCGCUCGCUUCCAGAAUUUGUUUCCAUCUCAACCAAUGAGCAUCCAGCCAUGCCGGAUCACGAUUUGCCCAUCCGAGCGACAUCUACCAUGUCUGAAUUCAAUGCCACUUACGGUCACUGGGCAGAUUCACCCACCGGCAAUUUAUUGCCCAUUAUUCGAUACUCAGAUGAUCUUGAAAUCCGGAACAAUCCAAAACAUCAGCUGAGUGUCUGCGUCAAACCGCUUCACUAUAGUUUCAAUAGGGUUGAUCAGCUGAUUGAAUUCAUCGAGAUCCAUCGGCUCCUUGGCGUUUCUCAUUUCACCUUCUACAACCAUACGGUUGGCGAGAACUGCGAUUGUGUUCUCCGCCGCUAUAUCGAGCAAGGUCUAGUGGAAGUUCUUCCAUGGAGCCAGCUCGAUGUUGUCUCACAAAAGGAGAUCCGCACGGAAGGAAUCUUCGCCUCGCUCAACGACUGCCUCUACCGGCACAUGUUCGACAGUCAGUACUUGCUCAUGAUCGACCUAGACGAGUUGAUUGUUCCACGCACUAAAUUCACGCUCACCGAGUUGAUUGCUUCCACGUUAUUGGCCAAUAACACUGUUGCCAGCGGUAUCCAUAGCAGCGCCAACAGUCAUAACGGUUACCAAAUUGGCGCCUACUAUUUCAGAAAUGCCUUUUUCUAUUUGUCGUGGCCCGACGAUACCGGCGUCCAUUCCGCAUGGAGCGCCACAACUUCCAGCCGACAUCUGGAUUUGAUCAGUUUGCGCAAAACGAGACGCAACUUCAAACUUCAUCCUCACCGAAUCCGAUCCAAAUACAUCUGCCGGCCCAGGGCCGUCGUCGAAGUUGGCAACCAUUUUGUGUGGGAAUUUCGAGCCGGACACGUCGCCGCCCACGUGCCGGACUCGCUGGCCGUGAUGCAUCAUUACCGGACGUGCGAGUUUGGCGGCGACACUUGCCUAGCCAACCCUUCCAUUCAGGACCGCUCGGCCUGGAAAUACGGCGACGCUCUAGUCAACGCUGUCCGUCAUAGAUUUGAACAAUUCGGACAGUACUGUCCGGCUCUUUUACCGAUAACUGCUAAUCAACAGCCACUGCGAACGUCAUUGGCUACCAUUGCUACAACUAUUGCUAAUGCUACUACAACUACUUCUACCUUGUCUCCAUUAUCCAGUUGACGCGUGCUUCUCU
Molecule: messenger RNA, 2136 nt
Organism: Daphnia carinata
Lineage: Eukaryota; Metazoa; Arthropoda; Branchiopoda; Diplostraca; Daphniidae
Exons: 4
Coding region: 30-2123 (697 amino acids)
Source: RefSeq, a predicted model, not a curated record